Didymodactylos carnosus is the source of this 1362-nucleotide messenger RNA. The record is from the annotation of a GenBank genome assembly. Lineage: Eukaryota; Metazoa; Rotifera; Eurotatoria; Philodinida; Philodinidae.
UUGAAUGCUUCAUCCUCUUAUUUGUCCUUCUUUUCUGUCUUUGUAUGUUGUUAUCGGGAGAUAGCCGGUCAUAUCCCCGAUAACUUAAUACAAAGACAGAAAUGAAGGAAAAAUAAGAGGAUGACGCAUUCAAAGUUGUGCAAUCUGUAUGCGUCAUUCUUUUAUUUUUGCCUUUUUUGCCUUUCUAUUGUUGCUUUCUUGCACACGCACUACUCCUACUUUACCUGUCACUCUCUUGAACCGGCACGGAAAGCAUAGGCUACAGGCAAAAAAACAGACCGAGUGUCAGAUUUUCUAAGUCUGUCGGUCUGUGGUUUUCCACCUUCCAGGCAAAAGAGAUAAUUCCGGUCUAAAACAAAUGCGUUUCCUUCAGAAAACGCAUCAAGACAAGCUUUUUUAAAUCAAAAAGUCGUGUGUUUUUCGAGAUUUGACGUGUGAAAAAUCACAUGAAAAUGGAUGAAACAAUUUCCGACUGGAAUAAAUGUAACUUUCAUGGAAUGAGAUAAUGACUUAACCGGAAUUGUUCUUUUUAGCUUUACUCUUCGUCUCUCUUCUUUUGAUCGAAAACAUUGCAAUUGUCGGUUUUUGUUUCAGAUGUUAAAAUUAGAAGAUUUAUCAGCUGAAAUUCUCUUAAUUAUCAUCAAUCACUUGAAAUCCGAUGAGCUAACUGAACUGACACAAUUAAAUUCAAAAUUAACUUCCGUCAUCAGUUCAGUACCAGUCUACGUCAACUUUGAGAAUAUUUCAAAGGAAGAAUACGAAAACUAUGAGAAAAUCAUUCUACGAUUUCAAGAAGAAGAAAUACCAAUUCGCUCAUUAAAAUUAUCAAAUAAGAACAAUAUACGUCUGAUAAACGAAUUUCUCAACAGAUUCGAUAGUUUGUCGCAAUCGCCGUCGUUCGCAAAUCUUCAGUCGAUUACUCUGAUUGACAUGCGCGAGAAAGAGUGUAGUACAAUUCUUUUAAAAUUGGUCAAAUUGAAACAAUUAAAGCGGUUUUCUUUACUGAAUUCCUUCACAGAAGAUGAAGGCGGUAUUGUACAUAAUGGUAGUGAAGUACGGCAGUAUGAAACUUAUAAUAAACCAUUGUGGGCAUUUAAAACGGUGGAAGUUGUACAAGUACCAAGUGUUAGAUUAGUUUUCAGGGAAGAAGAAGAUAAACCACUAGCAAGUACUCGAGGAAAAAGCGAAAUUAUUACGGGUUUAUAUGAUCGAGGUUAUAUGCAAACAAGAGAAAUUCCAGAACAAAUAUUGACAACAGAUUAUGGACAGAUUACAGCAUAUUAUAAGCCAUUAGCAGAAGCGAGUCGAUUUAAAAGAGUUAAUGACAUAGCUCCAAAAUCGACAACAGCUGUAUUUUCAUAA